This is a messenger RNA of Plasmodium gaboni, 2826 nucleotides long. Its product is annotated as putative SNARE protein. The transcript has a single exon. The coding region runs from base 1 to 2826 and encodes 941 amino acids. Lineage: Eukaryota; Apicomplexa; Aconoidasida; Haemosporida; Plasmodiidae. The record is from RefSeq and is a predicted model, not a curated record.
AUGUUCAAGAAUUUGUUAAUUCAAUCAUUAGAAUGUAGAGAGAAAAAUUAUUUAGCAUCAUGCGCAAAAAAAGAAAAGUUUCCAUUUUUUAAAAGUAGAAUUUACAAUAAUGAAAAUAUAUUAGUACAUAAUAAUAAGUAUAAUUUAUGUAUAAAUAGUAAAUAUGGAAAAUACAAAAGAACGAAUAUAUAUUUGAUGAAUUAUAAAGGAUUUAUAAGUGUUGUAGAUAAAUAUGUGGAUUAUAAAAAAGAGUCACCUUCUGAAGAAGAAAAACAUUAUAAGGAGGGAAAAAUAAAUAUAAAGAAUAAUAUGAACUCUAUAGAGAAAAUAUUAGAUGAAACAAAUUCAAUGAUAUAUAUAAAUGACAUUUGUUUAAAAAUGGAUCAAAAUUUAUUGAAGUGUCAAAAUUAUGAGGAUGUCCUUUCUAUUCUUAUUACACAUAGAGGUGCCUUAUUUUUACAAAAUUUGAUUACUGCAAUUCGUAUGUUGAGUGGAUUUGUAAUUGAACAAAAGAAGGAGAAUUUAGAAAAGGAUAAGUUGAAUAUGGUAAGUGAUUAUACUAAAAAAUAUACUACGGAAGAGAAUGAGAUGGAUAAAAAUAUAAGAUAUGACAUUUCUGAUUAUAAGGAUAACCAUAUGAUUGACAAUAAUAAUAAUGAAGAUAUAUCAUAUAAUAAUAAUGAAGAUAUAUCAUAUAAUAAUAAUAAAGAUAUAUCAUAUAAUAAUAAUAAAGAUAUAUCAUAUAAUAAUAAUAAAGAUAUAUCAUAUAAUAAUAAUCAUGAUAUAUCAUAUAAUAAUAAUAAAGAUAUAUCAUAUAAUAAUAAUAAAGAUAUAUCAUAUAAUAAUAAUCAUGAUAUAUCAUUAAAUAAUAAUCAUGAUAUACCUUAUAACUACACAGGUAUUGAAAAGAUAGAAAAUAAUCUAAUUGAAAGAUAUAAAAACAUAUUUGAUAUAUUAAAUAAUAAAGUUUUAGUAGAAAGUGAAAUGAAUACACAAGGAAAGAAAAGGAAACUUGAAGAUAUUAUUGUAUUAGAUGAAAGAUUUCAUCUUCUCAUUGAUGAUAUUUAUAAAAAUCGGAAACAUUUUGAUGUUUUAUCUAUUUGUCAUAUUUUGAUAUCUUUAAAAGAGUUAAAUUAUAAACAUUUCCUUUUAUUUAAUUCUUUUGUUAACCCCUUAAAAAAUUUUGAUAUAUAUAUUAAAGAACAAUUUUCAAAUAAUCAAAAUUUCUCUUUUAUUUGUUCGACCAUACAAUUAUUACUUGAAUGUUUUAAUACAUAUAUAUGGGCAGGGUAUUAUAAUUUAAAUAUAUAUAACAAAUUAAUGAACUCAAUUUUGUUAAAUAAAUUUAUAUAUAUAAAUAAAAAUACAAUAUAUACACAACAUUAUGACCAGCUAAAAAAUUACACAUAUAUGAACUAUGAAUAUAAUAUAAAUUAUCCAAUGGCAAUAAAAGACGUGCUACAUUUUUUUGAUAUAAAUGAAGACUUUUAUUAUAUUGGACAUGUAAAAAAAAAUAAUGAUAAUGCAUAUGAUUCUAUAAAUGAAUUAUAUACUUGUGAUAAAAAUCAAAGUGAAGAAAAUAAAAAUAAUAUGAAUAAUAUAAUAUAUCAGAAUAAUUAUGAGAAAGCAAUAGGUUUGAAUAAAAAUAAUAUUGAUAAUGAUAUAAAUAAUGAUAUAAAUAAUGGUGAUAUAAUAAAUAAAAAAGAGAGUGUUUUAAAUAUGGAUUAUAUAAAAGGAUCGAAAUCAAUAUUUUACAGCUUGUGCCCUAUAUUUUUAAGUCUUGAAUUAUUUUUGAAAAGUAUAGAAAUAUACAAAAGCAUAUAUGUAUAUAAUUCUUUAUUUUUUAUGAUUGCUGAAAAGAUGGUUUAUUAUUACACUCAAUAUUUAAGUCCAUCAUGCAUAAGUAUGAUAUGUGAAGCAUUUUCUAGACAUCGGAUUUUCAGCAUAGAACAUGAUAGACUUUUUUGUCAUAUAUCAAAAUUAGUUGAAAAUAAUUUUGAAAAGUUUUCUUUAGAACACUUAUAUAUCAUUUUAUCUUCAUUUAAAAAAAUGAAUCUCUUUUUCGAAAAAUGUAUUAUUUUAGUAUGUAAAAAGUUUAAGAAACAUUUUUCCUCAUGCUAUAUAAGAAGACAAGAAUCUAUAUUAUCAUUAAAUGAAAUAUCAAUUUUAAUGGAGAGUAUAACUUUUUUUAAUUUUCAAAAUAAAUAUAUUGAUGAAUUUAUUGUUUCAUGUGUAAAUUAUUUAGAAGAUUAUAUAGAUGACAUUGAAGAAGAAACCUCUAUAAAUAUUUCGUACGCAUUAAUAUUAUCUAAUAUGGUUGAUAUUAAUCCAUACUUCUUUUCAUUUAUAUGGAGAAAAAUAGGAAAAACAACUUACUGGGAAAAACGAAAAACUCAAAUUUGUUUAUUAUGGUUAUCACAUAUGAUACAAUUUAAAUGGUUAGAAUAUGAUUUACCAAAAUUUUGUGUUUUAGAAUGUUUAAAAGUUUUUUAUUUAAAAAGAAAAGAAAAGAAAUUUUCCAAUUCAAAAAUUAUUCAAAACAUAUCUAAAAUAUUAAACAAUAUGAAUAUUGAACAUGAUAUAUAUGUAGAUAUAUAUGGUCCAUAUAUAUUAGAUAUUUUAAUAAAAAAUACAAGAAAUGUCUUAAUGCUUACGCAAGAUACCACAAGAAAUGAAAUAAAUAAAGAUUUAGGUGACUUCAAAAUUAUUUUAAAUCAUUUAAAAUUAUUUGGAUAUAAAGCAAAACCUAUUAAUACCAAAUAUUUUGAUUCUCUCUCUGAUGAAAUGAAAGAAAAUUAUAUUAAGGAUGUCUUAAUGAAUUUUUAG